AUGCCGCGGGAAUCUUCAAAACGUGAACAACGAGUGUCAAGACCAACGCCAUAUAAACUUCCACGCCAAAGAAGUUCCGACCUGGCUGAUGCUUUGGACAAAGAGGAUCCCGUAUCUCAAGAUGUCUCGAACGAAUGCCUCGAAAUCUCCACGGCUCCAACAAUUCCACCUGGAGACAUAUAGUUUGAUCCAAGGACUGUUGUCUUCAAUGCACCAUUCAACAAAACUCAAGUUUCUCUAAUUGAAAUCAAAAACACGUCGGAUCGUCGAGUUUCAUUUGCAAUCAAUACGAGAAAACGAGCUGAUAAGAUGUGCACUCCAAAUUGUAGAGUACUUGAUCCAAAUGAGAGUAUCAUUCUUAGUGUUUCAUGCUUUUUUUUUGAAUUCAAAAAAGUCGAUAGAAUGAACGAUCGUCGAAUGGGCCAAUUCGCCAGGAUUAGCCGACAAAGAGUUCCGCCGUGAAUUCUUGGGAGGAGACCGAAUGGUCCGUCGCAAAACCAUCUUCAUCGAAUACAGCAUAACUGAAAAGGACUCCAAAUCACCGACAUCUUCGACUUCGUUCCUACAUACCACAAAUCAUGGAAUGUGGAUGCCAAUCGGGUUCGCCGCUUCUGAGAUGUACAACUUCGAGAAAGGGACUCCGUUGGACAAAAAGACUUGCGAGAAAAAUCUGGAAAAGCUCGUCAAAUACGACCGCGAAGUUGACUAUCACGAAUGGCUCAAUCUCGCCCAACAGUGCCGAACCGAAAAUCAGCACUUGAUGGAGAAAAUGGCAUUCGGAAUGGCUUUUACUUCAGCUAUGUCAAACAAGCUGCACAAGCAAGUUGGUGAGAAAACUGACGAUCGGAAACCCACGGGCUCGAAUGAUGUCACAUUUUUGAUCGAAUCCGCAGGGCCAUGGGACAGAGAAGUGGUGUUGGAUUUUGGAGAUGGUGACCCAUGAAGAGUGGCCGAGUUCGUCGUCCGACUCCUUGGACUCUGAUAUGAAGCAUUGGGCGAGAAGGGUAUUUGAUAAAAUUGAUGACUCGGAUCCUCACAUGAUGUGCUACACGACAUCCAAAAAUGCAUCCACGUACAUCCCAAUUGACAAGGAUUUCUUCAAUGGAAUUAGCGACUGUCUAAUCGCUGGAUUUGGUCAGGAGCACUCAAAAGACAGAAAACUUCAAGUGAGAAAGCUGAUCACUGAAGUUAUGAGCUACAAACUAAGCCGCGUGAGAGCCCAUUACAACAGCAUCAAUGGGAAUACUUCGUCGGAGAAAGCUGCCAAAUGGAUGAGAGAGGAGAUUGCUAAGGAGGAUGGGGAGCUAAAAGAAUGCCAGCUCACUCUCUCACACGCUUCGAAAACUUCACACUGGCUCGAAGAUUUGCCCCAAAAAGAUAAAAAACUAAUAGAUUCUUCAAUCAAAUGUCUCCAGCUGCAAUGGGAAAAUUUAAAUGGAAAAGUACCUUUUAUAGUACAUUGUGAUGAUUAA
This is a messenger RNA of Caenorhabditis elegans, 1472 nucleotides long. Lineage: Eukaryota; Metazoa; Nematoda; Chromadorea; Rhabditida; Rhabditidae. The record is from the annotation of a RefSeq genome assembly.